Messenger RNA from Naegleria lovaniensis, 753 nucleotides. RefSeq lists its product as uncharacterized. The transcript has 3 exons. The record is from RefSeq and is a predicted model, not a curated record. Bases 1 to 753 code for a protein of 250 amino acids. NCBI's taxonomy places the organism in Eukaryota, Heterolobosea, Eutetramitea, Acrasida, Naegleriidae. Gene Ontology annotation, molecular function: protein binding.
AUGAAUUUCGGAGCUCAACCUCACAAACUAGACGCUUCAGGACGAAGUAGCCUCUAUAUUUUCCUGAGCUGUCACGACAAUGUCGAGGCAUUCAAGAUUCUCUUUGAAACACAUUGUACAGUUCUCAUUCGAGAGAAGUGUCAUCAGAACGAAUAUCUAUUGUAUAGUGCUGCCAAGUUCAAUCGUUACAACAUUGUACGAUAUUUGAUGGAACGUCAUGCGGACCUCAUUGACUUGUCUUUGCAACAUGGUCCUAACAAUGAAAGUCCCUUGCAUGCAGUUGUGAGGAAUUCAAAUGAAGAGCUACUUACCUUCUUCCUUUCUCAGCGAAACGUUGGUGUGGAUUAUUUGGAUAGCUUCAAUCGAUCUCCAUUUAUGCUUUCUUGUAAACUUGGAUUCUUUGGGGUCACAAAAUUGUUAUAUGAUAAGGGAGCACAGCUUGAUUUGUGUGAUCAUGAUGGUGAUACUGGUCUUCAUUAUGCUGCAUCGAGAAAUUGGUCUCCAAUCAUUGAACUCUUGAUUUGUAAUGGCGCUGACGUCAAUGCUCGCAACAAACGAGGACUUUCACCCUAUAAUGUUGCUUCCUAUGAAACAACCAAGAGUCUCAUCCAAUACUUGACAGCCAAACAAUUAUCAUUCGCAUUUAAGCGUGUUCGUGUUAUUGAGGAUGAAAAUUCCUUCCUCAAAUCACAAUUGCUCUCCAUGUUAGAACGUAUUGAAAAGCUGGAAAGACAACAAACUCCACAACAAUAA